UUCUCCGAUGUCCUUAUUAAACACGGAUUUUAUCCGGUAUCAUUCCAGUUUAUUCGCCAACUUGCUUCGUCUCCUUUCCUACGAGAGUUACCAACAAAUUUACAAACUUUAUGUUCUAAUGGUCACCUCAACUAUGCGCUGACAGAUAUGGCAAAAUUAGGCCUUCAAAUGAAUUUCCUAGCCUACGACACUCUCUUAAAUGAGUGCGUAAAACAGAAAUCUAUUAGAGGAGGUCAGAGGGUUCAUGCCCAUAUGAUCAAAACUCAGUAUAGACCGCCCUUGUAUCUUGGAACGAGGUUGCUUGUGUUGUAUAACAAGUGUGAUUGUUUAUGGGAUGCUCGACAGGUGUUUGAUGAAAUGCCUGAUAGAAAUGUGGUAUCUUGGACUGCUAUGAUGUCUGCUUAUUCGAAGAAAGGGUAUGCAUCUCAAGUUUUGAAUCUUCUUGUGGUGAUGUUAAGAUCAGGUACUGAGCCAAAUGAGUACACAUUUGCAACUGUGCUCACUUGUUGUACUGGAGUUUGUGGGCUGGAGCAUGGGAAGCAAGUCCAUAAUCUUAUAAUAAAAAACAAUUUUGAAUCCCAUUUAUUUGUCGGGUGCUCUCUUCUUGAUAUGUAUGCCAAAGCUGGACGGAUCCAUGAAGCCCGUUCUGUUUUUGAAGACCUACCAGAAAGGGAUGUUGUUUCUUGCACUGCCAUUAUCUCCGGCUAUGCCCAAUUGGGUCUUGAUGAAGACGCCUUGGAGUUGUUCCGUAGUUUUCAGAGGGAAGGAAUGGCUUCUAAUUACGUUACCUAUGCUAGUGUUUUGACUGCAGUAUCUGGACUUGCAGCAUAUGAAAUGGGAAAGCAAAUUCACAGCCAUGUCCUUCGGUCCGAACUUCCGUUUUAUGUGAUUCUUGAGAACUCUUUGAUCGAUAUGUACUCAAAAUGUGGGCAACUCGCUUAUGCAAGGAGGGUGUUUGAUAAAAUGUCUGAAAGAAGCGUCAUCUCAUGGAAUGCAAUGCUUGUGGGAUACAGUAAACAUGGAAUGGCUAAAGAGGUGGCUAAGCUCUUUGAACUCAUGCGAAAAGAAAACAAAGUUCAACCUGAUAAAGUAACUUUCUUGGCUAUAUUAUCAGGUUGUAGUCAUGGAGAGAUGGAGAAUAGAGGGUUAGAAGUUUUUGAUGAAAUGAUGAGUGGGAAAGAUGGGGUUGUGCCAGAUAUCGAACAUUAUGGAUGUGUCGUUGACCUGCUAGGUCGUGCAGGUCAAGUGGAAAAAGCAUAUGAAUUUAUCAAACAGAUGCCUCUGGAGCCAAAUGCUGCCAUUUGGGGUUCUCUUUUAGGGGCUUGUUUGGUGCACUCAAAUGUUGAUAUCGGGGAAAUUGUUGGUCAUCGGCUAUUAGAAAUAGAACCUGAAAAUUCUGGGAAUUAUGUGAUUCUUUCUAAUUUAUUUGCUUCUAGAGGAAGAUGGGAUGAUGUGAGAACUAUAAGAAGUUUGAUGAAAGAGAAGGCUGUUGCAAAAGAUCCAGGAAAAAGUUGGAUUGAAGUUGAUCAAACCCUUCACACUUUUCAUGCAGGAGACCGAUUGCAUCCAAAAAUGGAGGAGGUUCACGAUAAGAUGAACGAAUUAUCAAUAAAAGUCAAGGAAAACGGAUAUUCUCCUGAUCUGAGUCGUGUUUUAUAUGAUGUGGAUGAUGAGCAGAAGGAGAAGAUACUGUUAGGCCAUAGCGAAAAGUUGGCAUUGGCCUUUGGACUCAUUUCUAGUCCCGAAGGAAAGCCGAUCAGGAUCAUGAAAAACCUUCGGGUGUGUGUUGAUUGUCAUAGUUUUGCCAAGGUUGUGUCUCAGAUUUGUCAAAGAGAAGUGUUUAUGAGGGAUAAAAACCGGUUCCAUCAUAUUGUUGGUGGCGUUUGUUCGUGUGGAGAUUACUGGUGACUUGAUAAUUUCUUUUCUACUGGCACGGUAUGCAGUUAGAGCACAGACAGGCUUGUCCAUC
Molecule: messenger RNA, 1969 nt
Organism: Cynara cardunculus var. scolymus (artichoke)
Lineage: Eukaryota; Viridiplantae; Streptophyta; Magnoliopsida; Asterales; Asteraceae
Product: putative pentatricopeptide repeat-containing protein At3g13770, mitochondrial
Exons: 2
Coding region: 148-1908 (586 amino acids)
Biological process (GO): RNA modification
Molecular function (GO): RNA binding; protein binding; zinc ion binding
Source: RefSeq, a predicted model, not a curated record